Molecule: messenger RNA, 774 nt
Organism: Arthroderma uncinatum
Lineage: Eukaryota; Fungi; Ascomycota; Eurotiomycetes; Onygenales; Arthrodermataceae
Exons: 1
Coding region: 1-774 (257 amino acids)
Source: RefSeq, a predicted model, not a curated record
AUGAGAGCAUCUACUGUCUCCGCUGCGUUCUGCGGCCUCCAAAUCGCCCUCUCAGCCCCAAUUCUGCUCCCAGACGCUGCCAAAGAUACGCCUCCUCUCCCGGCCAUAGGGUCCCAGCCCUGCAGCGCGAUAUUCCCUUACAUCACCAGCAGUAGGGGGCGCCAGAUACUCAUCGACUGCGACGCCAUUCUGAACGAGAAGUACGAAUAUCUCGUUGACCGAUGGCCGUCCUCGGGUAGAACUGCGAGCCCAUCGCGGGACAAAUCGGAGGCGGAAUCCCCAUUUUUACCCGGCGCGGCAGCCGAGACCCAAUUGUCGACGCCCGCGCUUAAAGAGCAGUUAGACGCGCUGCCAACAUCAACAUCAACAUCUACGUCGACAUCUACAACAUCGCCAACGUCGUUGGUGGUAGUGUCACUGCCGUCAUCGACAUCAGUGCCGGUUGCCUACGCGAGUAGAAUUCGACUCGAGGACAUAGUCGCCAACCGUGAUCUACCUGCGUUUCUCGACUGGCUUUCCGCUCGUCCCAUCAUGGCCUGGACGCUCAUAGUCGCCGUGCUGAUAAUCGUCUUCUUUGUGUCAGCCGUCGUCGUUGAAGUAGUCGCUGCCAUAUGGAGUGUCACCACCCAGUCGAAUGUUAGACAGCAGUCCCAACUUCCACCAGACCACGAAGAAUUCUACUCUGGAGAUAUCUAUUUGUCCGGCCCUGAGAAGAGACUAGCAGCUGUCAUAUUGAUUGAUGAAGAGGAUGCCUGUCACUGCGAGGAACGAUGA